AUGGUUUACCAAAUAUUUUCAUUAAUUUUUAUAUUUAUUCUCAUUAUUGAUAAUGUUCAUACUGCAUCAAUAGCAAAACGUGGUAAUGAAGUAUUUCAAUUAUUAAAAGAAACAAAAGAAAAAGUAAAACAUGGAACACAAUGUCUUUCACCAUCGAAAUAUUUUGCUGGUUCAUGUUAUACAUAUAUGAAUAUGUUACUAGCAACAUCAUGGGAAAGAGCAUAUAAUAAUUGUUUAAUAAUACCGACGGCAAAAGAUGCUCGUUUAUUAGUUAUUGAUUCAAUAGCUGAAUAUGAAUUUGUUGAACGUGAACUUAUUGGACCAAAAUCAGGAUCGGAUAGUGUUUCAGUUUAUAUUGGAUUACGUAAAGUCAAUGAUACAUGGCUUUGGUCUAAUGAUAUGCCAUUGAAAGAAACUCCUGUUUAUCGAUUUUGGGUUGAUAAUAAUAAAGAUAUUCUUGCUUAUGAUUGUGGUGUUAUUUGGCUUGCUCGAAAUACUAGUGUAUUGACAGCGGCUGCAUGUGCCGAACAAGCUUUACGACCUUAUGUUUGUAAACAUACAAUUGAUCGUUGUUAUAAUAAUAGUGGUGGAUGUGGUAAAUAUGGUACAUGUUUGAAUUUACCAUUAAUUAAUUCAUAUAGAUGUCAAUGUCGAUUUUUAUAUGCAGGUGAUCGAUGUGAAAAAUGGAGUAGUCAAGGUUUACAAGCAAUUAUUGGUGGUAUUAUUAUACUAAUUGCAUUUAUUGGUUCGUAUAUUAUUAAUUUGGAUCGAUCAGGUGAUCAAUGGUCAUUUCGAAAAUCAACUGUUGAACAUUAUCAAACUACUUCAGUCUAUGGUCAAAGUCGUCCAACAUCUUAUAUGCCACGAUCACCAAAUGCUACUGAUCAAGUAAUUCUCAAUCCAUGUUUACCUAUUCAUCCUGAUUUUAUUGAUAUUUCAAAUGAAAAACAUUGUCGACAUAUAUCAUCCUCAUCAUCAUCAAGUCCACCGCCUAUCCCUCCACCAAUUGAACGUAAACAUCGUUAUUCAUUUCGUCUUAGUAUUCAAGAACUUGAAGUUACAUCCCACAUACAUAAUUUAUUUAUGAAACCAAAACGAUUAAUUUUAAUUAUUUUACCAAUAGCAUUAACAAUAUCAAUAAGUGUUAUUAUUGUUCAUGCAAGACGUUAUAUUAAAGAUAAUAUUCUUCAUGCAUCAUAUAGUAAUUCAACACGAUUAUUUCAAUUUUGUACAUUAUAUGAUAAUAACUACUAUGUUAAUUUAGUAACAUUACCUAUUGCUGUUGUUAUUAUUAUAUUAAUUAUAUGUAAUGAAACACGAACAAAUUAUUGUCAAUUAAAUAAGAAGAAAUUUUCUGAAAAAUUUUCUAUUUACACUCCAAUACCAUUUAAUCCAUUCUCAAAAGUAAAUCGUUUCGAUACCAUGGUUUUAAGUGGUAUUGUUAGUCAUGAAAUUCUUCAAAUUAUUGAAGAAAUAUUUCUCAAAGCAACACAAAUGAAAGUAUUAACUAUGCGUGGUCCUUUAUUUGAUCUUAUUCGACAAAUAGGUCUUGUUAUAAUUAUUGGUAUGCGUUAUUAUCCUGUAUAUACUGUUAUUGAAAUGUCAAAUGCAAAUAUUCUUUAUUAUACAUUAUGUGCUUUAUAUAUGUGGAUUGAUUUAAUAUUUCGAAUAGUUGAACAAUCAUAUUGUGUUGAUAUUGGACCAUUAAUUAAAACUUGGCAUAGAAUACAAGAAUUUAAAAAUGAAAUCACAUCAAAAUUAGCAACAAGUUCUUUGAUAACAACAACAAUGAUAACGCAUUCGGAACAUGAAGAUUCACUUUCCGGAGGAGGAGGAGGAGGUUUGAAAGGAAAUUUUCAAAAAUUUCGAGAUCGAAUACCAAUAAGAAGAUUACGAACAUCAUCCAUAACAAAUCUUCCAGCUAUUCAGUCGAAUUCAAUGAAUAUGAAUCCUAUUCAUUCAUUAAAUUGGUCAUCAAUAUAUUUAAAUUUUUCUUCAAUUGAUCGAAAUGAAUCUCAAUCAACAUUUGAUCAAUUUAAUAUUGAUUCAUCCAUUAUUGGUGUACUUAAAUAUACUCCUUAUUAUUUAUGUUUAACAUAUAUAUGUUUGCGUUUAACAUAUCUAUCUAUAUCAAAAUUCUAUAAUUUAUUCUAUUGUUGUAAUAGAGAAAUGAAUAAUUCUCAAAAACAAUCAUUAAAACAUAUAUAUCAUGAACCAGAUAUAAAUUCUUCUCAAAAAUUAUCAGUUGAAUAUCGUUAUGUUCGUCAUUUAUUUCAAAAAACAAGACGUAUAUUAAUAGAAAAUAAUAAAAAAAUUUCCUUUAUUAAAUCAUUACUUUAUAAAAUUUAUCGUCCAAAUAAAUAUUUCAAUUAUUCAAAACAAAUAUUAAAUAUGUAUAUGAUUGCAUUUAUGUUAACUUAUUAUUUAACAUUUAAUAUUUUACAAGGUGGUUUUUAUAUAAUUGAAAAAAUUUAUAGUAUUUUUUCAAUACCAUUAAUUGUUUUAACGGAUGAAAUUGAUUUACCACAACCAAAACCAUUUAAUCUUAAAUAUGAAAUAAUAAUAGCUUGUUUUUUAACAGCUAUUAUUUAUUAUGGACAAUUAUUAUGGGGAAUGAAAAGUUAUCAAAAACAUAUGCUUGAUGUUUAUAAAGGAAAUUUUAUUGAUAUUCCUCCACGAACAGCAUUUAAAAGUGCUCGACUUAUAUCACAACAUGCACAUUAUCCUGGAUAUUGUCUUGCUUAUCUUGGUUUUGGUUAUAUAACAAUGGGAAAUAUACUUUUUGUUAUUAUUAUUAUUUUUCGUGUUAUAUUUAAAAAUUUAUUUCUUGUUGAACAAAUUGCUAAAGUUGUUAUACCGAUAUUAGUGAUUUAUUUAUCAAAAUGUAUAUUAAUAUGGUUUCUAUCAAAAACUUUCUUUCUACAAAGACACGGAGAAACAAUUGGAUUAAAUAAUCUUCGAUCAUUUUUUGUAUUUGCUUAUUUUAAUUUUUUCUUCGAUUGUUUUCUUGGUAUUGUUUCAUGUGGUCUUCGUGUAACAAAAGCAACGAUAGCUGCAAUUCUAUUUUUUCCACGAUUGGAUUACUGUAUAUUUGGACGUACAUUAGAAAAAAUGGAUUCAGGAUUUAUAUCAUAUGUAUCAUUUAUACAUAUGGAAUGUCUUCAUACACAUCCUGUACUUGUUUAUUAUUGUUCAUUAGUUAACGACAAAAUUGAUAAACGUUAUGAAUAUUCACGAUCAAAUAAACGAGAAAUGCGUCAUACUGAAAUGUAUGCAUAUACACGUCGACAACGUGCAAUAUUUCGUUGGUGGUUAGCUUAUACAUUAAUACGAAAUAUUCACUUAGUACAAUUAAGAAAAUAUCAAGUUAUUAAUUUACAAUUACCAUCAGCAGAAAGUUUUAAUGAAUUUUUAGAACGAAAAGUUUUUAAUCGUUUUCAAACAAUAACAUCAACAAAAGUUUUAUCAACAAAAAGUCAAGCAAAUUUACCUACAGGAAGAAUUGUAGAUUCGAACACCAUUCUUCGAAAUCAAACAACAACAUGUACUAGUUUAUUACUAGGUGUUGAUCAACACGAUGAACGAAAACCAUCAUUUUAG
Molecule: messenger RNA, 3600 nt
Organism: Rotaria sp. Silwood1
Lineage: Eukaryota; Metazoa; Rotifera; Eurotatoria; Philodinida; Philodinidae
Source: the annotation of a GenBank genome assembly